Molecule: messenger RNA, 2911 nt
Organism: Castor canadensis (American beaver)
Lineage: Eukaryota; Metazoa; Chordata; Mammalia; Rodentia; Castoridae
Gene: Dbnl
Product: drebrin like
Biological process (GO): positive regulation of dendritic spine morphogenesis; regulation of actin filament polymerization; positive regulation of axon extension
Cellular component (GO): actin filament; site of polarized growth; postsynaptic membrane
Molecular function (GO): actin filament binding
Source: RefSeq, a predicted model, not a curated record
GAGACAAAGCUUCCGGCUGUCGGAGGCGCGGCUGGGAGCAGUCAGUCAAGGGAAGCUGGGCUGGAAAGCUGCAGCUGCUGCGGCGCGGGGACCAAGGGGCGUGCCAUGGCGGCGAACCUGAGCCGGAACGGGCCGGCGCUGCAGGAGGCCUACGUGCGGGUGGUCAACGAGAAGUCCCCGACCGACUGGGCUCUCUUUACCUAUGAAGGCAACAGCAAUGACAUCCGUGUGGCUGGCACAGGGGAGGGUGGCCUGGAGGAACUGGUGGAGGAGCUCAACAGCGGGAAGGUGAUGUAUGCCUUCUGCAGGGUGAAGGACCCCAACUCUGGCCUGCCCAAGUUUGUCCUCAUCAACUGGACAGGCGAGGGUGUGAAUGAUGUCCGGAAGGGAGCAUGCGCCAACCAUGUCAGCACCAUGGCGAACUUCCUGAAGGGGGCCCACGUGACCAUCAAUGCACGAGCUGAGGAGGAUGUGGAGCCAGAAUGCAUCAUGCAGAAAGUUGCCAAGGCCUCUGGGGCCAACUACAGCUUCCACAAAGAGAGCAGCAGCUUCCAGGAUACAGGGCCCCAGGCCCCAGUAGGCUCUGUGUACCAGAAGACCAAUGCUGUGUCUGAGAUCAAGAGGGUUGGCAAAGAUAGCUUCUGGGCCAAAGCUGAGAAAGAGGAGGAGAACCGCAGGCUGGAGGAGAAGCGACGAGCUGAGGAGCAGCAGCAGCGGCUGGAACAGGAGCGCCGGGAGCGGGAGCUGCAGGAGGCUGCCCGCCGGGAGCAGCGCUACCAGGAGCAGCACAGCAAGGCUGGCCUGCCGAGCAGCUUGUAUGAGCAGCAGCAUGAAGCAGUUUCAAGGAACAGAGAGGAGUGGGAGUCCACUGCUCAGUCAGCCCCACACCCGCGGGAGAUUUUCAAGCAGAAGGAGAGGGCCAUGUCCACCACCUCCACCAGCCCUCAGCCAGGCAAGCUGAGGAGCCCCUUCCUGCAGAAACAGCUCACUCAACCAGAGACCUCCUUUAGCAGAGAGCCAACUCCCGCCGUGUCCAGGCCCACAGCAGAUGUCUGUGAGGAGCCAGUGCCCAGCACUCCAUGUCUGAUACAGGCAGAAGAGGAAGAAGCCACAUAUGAGGAGCCCCCAGAGCAGGAGCCCCUGUAUGAGGAUCCCCCACAGGUGCAGCAGCAAGGUGCUGGCUCUGAGCACGUUGACCACUACACACAGGGCCAGGGGCUCAGUGGACAAGGGCUAUGCGCCCGGGCCUUAUACGACUAUCAGGCAGCUGAUGAUACUGAGAUCUCCUUUGACCCUGAGAACCUCAUUACGGGCAUUGAGGUGAUCGACGAAGGCUGGUGGCGUGGCUACGGGCCUGAUGGCCACUUUGGCAUGUUCCCUGCUAACUACGUGGAGCUCAUUGAGUGAGGAUGAGGCCUGUCUUUACCUUCCCCACGCAGUUGUGGCUUCCUUAUUGCUGGAAGAGGAGGCCCAAAAGCUAAUGUUGGGCACUCUUCCAGGAAUGAAACUCAGAUGAGGAUGAGGCCUCAGGGCUCCUUCUGGCUUGGGUGGCUCAGCCUUUGUCACUCCAGAUGCAGCAAUAACCCAGUGAUUCCCAAAUACGCUUCCUGUAGCCUCCCAGGCUCUCCCACCAGCCCAGCCCUUACCCCAGUGGGAUAUUGAGCCAGGCUCCCUGUGGCCAGCCCCUGGGGUAACCUGUCCAAAGAGAGCAGCCAGUGCUAAGCUGGGGAGCUCUGAAUAGGGGCAUCUGGAGGCCGCCUUCUUUCUGCAUUUGCCUUUUUUACUCUUUGUGUCUUCUAAGGGGUGGUGGCUACAGCUGUUUAGAAUGGCCUCUGGGAACCAUGAACUUAAGAGAAUUGCUUUUAAGAGAGUCUGUGACCAGUAUCACAAUGGACCUUGACAGUUUUGGCAGCAGGGAGGUUGACUCACUGGAGCCUGCCUGCCCUGCUCCACUCCAUUUCUCUGUCCCUGUGACUGGGCUAUGGGAAGUAGGGAUAGAAUAACCAAGCUCCCAUCUCUGGGUAUGUGAAAAAUCAAAAGACAUGUCCUUUGUGUGGCUCACUCGACAUCUGCUGGCUCCAGUGUAUGCCUCUCAACUUAUUUUGGCUUCUGGAAAAGGAACACAGUAGCCCGUACUUGCUGCUCCCCACUUUCUGUCCCAGGCCAUCUGUGUCUCUGAAGAACAAAUCUAAAAACUGGAAUUGGGUCCCUGGGCUUUCAGCUCCGGUCUUCCCUGCAGUAGCCUGAAUGUUCCCAUGUGAAACCCUCCACCUGGGAUCAGCAUCUUUUGUGUCUGGGGUGUGUACAAGUUUGUGCAUGUGCAUCAAGCCUCUGGCCCAUCAGCCACCUACAGAAGGUAGAAACCUUAGGGUGUGGCUCAAGUUGGAGGCUUCCUGCAUUUCUGUUCUGGGGCAGGCCAAGUCUGCAAAACUCCCUUUCUUGAGGAGUGUGUGUCAUGCAGUCUAGCUCAUAUGCAGACUGAGGUGCUGGCACGCACUGGGUGUUUAGGGAAUUAGGUCUUCUGCCUGGGAGGUGCCAGGUGGACAUGUUUCACUUAGGUGGAAAACUAUGUGAGGAAGCAGCUGGCCCCAGACAGUGGUAAAUCCAGCCCCUACCAUGUCCUUCCUUUCUCCUGCGAAGACAGUAGGUCUUCACAGGAAUUGGGUGUCGCAGGCCUUGAGGCCCCAUGGGCUUGUGCCCACCAGAAGUUGGAGUUCAGACAGUACCUCAGGGGCCACCCUUUCUCUGAAGGAAGCUGAUUCGGUGGCAUUGUCCUGGUUGUGGGACAUCCCAUGAGGAGGGUUGGGUCUCCAGGGCUCUUUUCCCUAAUGUACCUGGUUUGAGAACAUGGUCACCACAGUACAGUGUAGACACAGCUCCACCUCUGCCUCUGACAACCAGGGCUGGGCAC